This is a messenger RNA of Lampris incognitus (smalleye Pacific opah), 6575 nucleotides long. It is a transcript of the gene znf512, whose product is annotated as zinc finger protein 512. Lineage: Eukaryota; Metazoa; Chordata; Actinopteri; Lampriformes; Lampridae. Gene Ontology annotation, molecular function: zinc ion binding. The transcript is spliced from 17 exons. The record is from RefSeq and is a predicted model, not a curated record. Bases 614 to 3301 code for a protein of 895 amino acids.
CGCACAGGGUGACUGUGGGCGCGUACUGCUACUGCAGACAGCCUUCUCGUGAAAUAUUGAUUUGAUUUAAAAAAAAAAAAAAACCGAGAUCAGUAAACAAACCCAUUUCAAGACGCGAAACGUUACCGUGAACCGAUCUGGGGUCUGCAACGGGGGGCCCCUCCGUCCGCCCCUUUGUAAAGUCGCGGUGAGUGAGACGCGAUUCUUAUUUGUCCUGCGCGAGAGGAGGGCGUUCCGGGGGAAUGAGGUAAUCUCGCGAAGGCUCCGAGGCAAUAUGGUCCAUUUCUAAUGGCGUUCGGAUGCGGCGAUCCACGUACGGGUUUGAACGAGGAUUCGGUGUCGAACCCUGCAGACACACUUUCUUCCUCUCUCGCCUCCGGCCGGGCCCCGCGGUUAGCCUUCCCGAAGCUGGGGAUGCUGCGUUGUAUCGCUGCCGGGGGAAAGGCGAAGGAGAAGGAGUAGCUCGGGAAGACAUGGACGCUAACCUUGCAGAGGGGAGUGUACGGACGUCGGAGAGUACUGCUUGCGUCGUCUGGGGCUGCCGCUUCUCCCUCUCGUAGCCCCCUUCCCAUCCCCUCCUUGGUGACUGGUAAAGUUUGCCCCUAUUCCUACAAUGGACCACACACACAUUGAUGGGGAAAUGUCACGCUUGUAUGUGCCAAGGAAGAGGAAAUCAGUUCAGUCCCAACCAAAAGGGGGUGUGCCAUGUCCAGUUGUUCAGCGAAUGCCGGAAAGAGCCUGUGAUUUGAAUGUGACUGAACACUCGAAGAAUGAUGUAUCUGAAGCCCAGGAUGCUCUAAAGAUGAAAAGAACUUAUGGUAGAAGAAGGUAUGACGACCUCCACAGCGUUUCCGUAGGAACGGCAGAAUACCCAACCACGAGCUGUUCUGUGAUGUCAUCUGGCAGCCUGUCCAAUGGGGCAGACCCAGGGUCCUUGGCCCCUCCCACUGCAAGGCUGCCUCCAAGGCUGGUAGCAAAGGAUGUCUGGCCUCAUGGCCCAGAAGCAGACAGGGAGAGAUCCCAGCCUCAGGAGCAACCCUGGAGCCCAAGCCGGGACAGAGGCUCUGAGCAGGCCUGGGCAACGGGCCGAGACAGACCCCAGGAGCAGGCUUGGAACUCAAACAGAAACAGAGGGGGGAACUCUGGUCAAGAGCAGACUUGGAUUCCAGCAAGAGAUAGGGGCCAUACUGGGCCAGAUCAAGCCUGGGCCACAAGUCGAGACAGAGGUCCCGAGCAAGCCUGGGCUACUGGUAGAGAGAGAGCCCAGGAUCAAGCGUGGAACCCGGGCAGGGAUUCAGGGAGAGAUAGGGCCCCGUCAGGGUCAGAGCAGGCGUGGAACACAGGCCGAAGCCAAGAUCAAGCCUGGAGCACCACUAGCAGAGACCGAGGGCAAGAUCAAGUCUGGAGGCCUGACUUGCCUGUGAAGAAGGUCCUAAGGGUGGAGAUAGAGCGAGCUCCGCCUGUUAUCAACUACCCUCAGGCUCCAGAAGGUAGAGACUCUGGCUCAGAUUCAGUCAGCUCUGAUGCCCCCCAAAGCAGCACAGAACCCAUCACGGACCAACCCAGCGAGGAUGUCAAGAUCCCAAUCAUCUCCACCAAGAAGGAACUUCCUGUUUACCCUCCAGGCAGUCCAGAAGAACGUUGGCAGCUCCAGAUUAUAGCCAAAGGCAGAGUCACCUGUCCCAAAUGCAAGAGUGUCAGCAGGAAGACUGUGGAGGGACUGAAGAAACAUAUGGAGAAUUGCCGACUGCAACCCUUUACCUGUCAACACUGUGGGAAACAACUCAAGUCAUCAACCGGGAUGAAGUACCACAUCAUGGCUGACCACAGCCACUUGCCCUCACCAGACGACGCUAGUGGCCUGGAUGACCGUGCCAUCAAAGACAAACUGCGCAAAAUUCUGAAGAGACUUGGCAAAUUAAAAUGUUCUAAAGAGGGUUGUAACGCGGGCUUCACCAGCAUCAUGGGAUACUUGUACCACAUGAAGAAGUGUGGGAAGGAAGAGUCUGAGCUGGAGAAGCUGCUGCUAAAUUGCUCUCACUGUGGGAAGGCCUACAAGUCGAAGGCUGGUCUUGAGUACCACCUCAGAUCAGAGCAUGCUCCCACACCCGAGCAGAAUGAGGAAGAGGAGGCCCUGAGGGCCCAGCGAGAGGCCAACCCUGAGAGAACAGCUAGCGGCAGAGUACAGCGGGCCUCAGCUCAGGUGGCCAACUUCCACCUGGCCGAGAUCGCCAACAAUGACCUGCCAAAGGACUGGCCCAAAAGGAAGUUCCAGUCUGACCUGGUGCCUGAUGACAAAAAGUUGAAAUACUCACGGCCGGGCCUGCCUGCUUUUAGCCAAGAGGUGCUCAGGAAGUGGAAGAAUGAGGUGAAACUGCAGAAGAAAGUCCAGUGCCCCAAUGAGGGCUGUGGCUGCACCUACACCAGUGUGUCUGGACUGAAGGCUCAUUUAGGACUCUGUACAAGGGGUGACUUUGAGGCAGGAAAAUACAGGUGUCUGAUCUGCAGCAAAGAGUUUAACUCAGAGAGUGGAGUGAAAUACCACAUCAAUUCUGUCCACUCACAGGAAUGGUUCGUGACGAACAAAAAAGCCUCCAAGAAGUUUGAAAAGUUCCUCAGGAGCCAGCCCAAGGAGUGUGUCCACAGUGUGGAUAAGCAGAUCAUCGAACAGUACCACCAACACCACCUCCACCAUCUCCAACAUCAUCAGCAACAUACCCACCACCACCACCAACAUCACCAGCACACGCACCAGCUCCAUCACCAAAACCUCCAGCAACCCCUACAGCCUUUGCAUCACCUCCAGCACCAAGCCCAGCUGCUCCACCUGGAGCACCAGCAACACCUUCCACCUCAGAUAGAACCCCAGCAGCAGCCACUCCUCCAUUAUACCCCUCUGGAGCAACCUGCGGGGCCUAUAUGGGUGGAAAUGGAGCGGAGGGGAGCUGGCAUGGGAGCAGACCAAGGCCAGAUGGAAGAAAUGGGGAUGCCCGCUAUGGACAAACCUGGAGGGGAGAGCAGCGGAGCGGUAGAGAGCAAAAGGAGGGAGAAGGGGGAGCGAGGAGGGGACAGGGGAAAGGCAGACGGGAAGAGGAAAGAUUGCUUUGCCUAUAGCGGUGGGGGCGGGAGUGGUGGCAGCAGCAGCAGUAGCAGCAGCAGCAGUAACACGGGCAGCUCGUCCAGCGAAUCCGAGGUGGAGCAGCAGGACAGGCAGAGACAGAUCAACCAAUGGAAUCUGAAAAGGCCCGGCGUCAUGGAGGUUAACCCUGAGGUUGCUAAACGACAGAGGAACAACACCUGAAAGGAUCCUUAGGUCUGUAAGCAACCAAAAAAAAAUAGAAAAAUAAUAGAGCGUCGAAAAUUAGUCACCCGGGGACUUCACUUUCUAUACCCUUCUCCUUAAUCUUCUCCCAUGCCAGAAAUGAUUUCAAAGCUAAUACACUGAUGACCAAAAAAAAACAAAAACAACAGUUGGGUGUCCAUCCAUCCACCAAUUAGUUUAAUCUAGCAGAGAAAAACAAACUUGUGUGUUCUACAUAUUAAACAAGACCUUGGGGGGGGGGAUAUGAGUGUACAUCUUUAGAUGACAGAGCUCCAGUUUGUAAAUUGUGAAGGUUUCGAGCAUUUAGGUCAUGGCCUGAAGGCUUCAAAGUGGGUACAAGACUGUACAGCCCUGGUCCACAGCGCCCAUGUCUUUCCUAACCUGGUUGCCAGUGCACAGGCCUGGGAAAUGUAGUAUACUGUUUGUGUGUGUAACUAUAAAACAGAGAUUUUUUUUUUUUGGCAACCUUCAUGUGUCUUAUUCUCUAAACAAGUGUAAUAUCCUGUAUUUUUUUUGUCUGACUUAUUUACUUUCAGGACAACAAUUUUACUUUAACCUUAAAGGAUGCUAUCAUAUUUUGGAGUGUUAUACUUGUCUAGUUGCUCGCUGUUUGAAAAGACUGUGCCUCUUAAGUACGAUCUACAGUAUCUACCUUUCAUACCCUCGACAUCCAGGCCCCUUCCAGGGUAUCCCCCCCCUUUUUCUCCCCAAUUGUAUCCAGCUAAUUACACCCCUCUUCCAAGCCACCCCAGUCACUGCUCCACCCCCUCUGCCGAUCCAGGGAGGGCUGCAGACUACCACAUGCCUCCCCCAAUACACAUGGAGUUGCCAGCCGCUUCUUUUCACCUGACAGCACGGAGUUUCGCCAGGGGGACGUAGCGCGUGGGAGGAUCUUGCUAUUUCCCCCAGUUUCCCCUCCCCCCCAAACAGACACCCCAACUGACCAGGGGAGGCGCUAGUGCAGUGACGAGGACACAUACCCACAUCUGCCUUCCCACCUGCAGACACAGCCAAUUGUGUCUGUAGGAACGCCCAACCAAGCCGGAGGUAACACGGGGACUUGAUCCGGCAAUCUCCGUGUUAGACGGCAACGAAAUAGACCGCCAUGACACCCGGACGCCCCCUUCCAGGGUAUUUUAACACAUCUGACUGCCCCUUUGUGGGUAUUGGGAGGAAUAAUUUGAAAAGUAGGAAGUGUUCGGUUUUCAUUUGAGUCAAUGGGAAUGAUCAGUUCAGCCAACUUUCGAUUCCACAACCCAGACCAUCUUCUCUCUCCUCUCCCUGCUUGUUGUCUUUUCCUUUCCUUCCUUGCUGACAUUGUCCUCAGUGGGGUUUUGAUGCGGUUUCAUGUUAGGUUUUAUUCUGGAGGGCUUUUUUUUUUUUGAUGCCCUUUUGCAUAGGAAAACUGCAUGACAGCAUGCAUCAAGUUCUCCCUUGCGCACAAGCAGUCUUCAUUCCCAGUGGGCUUUAACUUGGUGUUAGUUCCCUCAGAUGGAGCAAAGCUAAAAUGCCAAGCAUUUAAAAUCGUGGAAGGGGCCUCUUCUGUGUCUGUUCAUAUUCUGCCUGGCGGACCUCCAUCUGCCUCUCACAGCAUAUUUAACCAAUAGCAUGUAAAGUUUAUGUAUUCUGCAUUUUGUAUCUUUGAUAUAGUGUUGUACGGUUAUGGAUGGUUGUCAGUUCGAUGUUUGUGAUGUUCAACACCAGUUUAGUUUGUUUUUGUGUAGUUGAGCCGGAUAAAGAAGCGGUUGUCGUCUUUUCCUGCAUUUUAUUUGAUCAGCUUCUCCGCAUCCAUGAAUGUAUUUUGUUUUCCCUUCUCACGCAUCGACUUUUCUUUGGCCAUGCACUUCUGUUAAACCAAUUUUUUAGGGGGGGGAAGUGUAAAUUAAUAUAUAUCAUAAGAUUUGGUUUUAUUUGAGAUAUAGAUAUACCGACGAUAAAUCUUCAGCUUUGUAAAAUGUUCCAUGGCAAAAUAUAUUCGGUUAUUGUGUGAAAAAAUGUUUGAUUUUGUUUAAAGUGCAUUAUACUUCAUUGCCCUCCAUCAGAUGCCUUUUUGGAACAGAAACCUGUGUCGUAUAAGCCGCCCGUCGGAAGUAUUCAAGAAGCAUGAUGAUGGCCUGAUGACAAGAAAAACCAACAACUUUUUUUUCUUUCUUUUUUUUUAUAAUAGUUUUCAUUUACAAAGGAUGUCUGGUGCUACAGCGAUCACCUCAUGAAUCAAAUCCAGUUGAUGUCAUGAAAAUUUGAGCUAUUUUGCUAAAUGCUGAAGCUUGCUGCUGAAACACUCCCCAGGUCAAUGCUUGUGACCAAAACCAGAGGCGUCGUGCAUGCACUUGCUCCGCAUCCGCAGAUUUCACAAUUAUGGGCCAAUUUCAGAAGGUGUCAUUGAUCCUGUAUCAAUGCUGUCUUGGUCUUGUUUUGUUUGGUUUUAGUUUGUUGUUGUUUUUUUGGGUGGGGGGGUGGCAGGUGUGUAUUUACUGUUCCCUCAAAUUUUUUGUUUUUAUUUUUUUUUAUUUUUUAUAUUUUUUUUUAGCAGACAAGGCUGACCAGGACCCACUCCUUAUUUAUGGAAUUCUAUUUUGGUGAAAAAGAAAAAAAUACUUUUUUUUUUAUCCUUUACAGAGACACAUUUUUGUAUCUUUCCACCAACUGGUAAUUUGUCUUCUAGAAAUUUUUUUUAAAAAGAGAGAGAGUCAUGCUCUUUUCACCAAAUGCGAGUUAUUCCUGGCCUGGAUGCCCUCAGCCCAUGUGUGGAUAAGCCUGUUAGCUUUCGUUGCAGAUGGACAAGGCGUCAUCGGUGGGCCGUGUGCGUGCUGCACAGGUCUGAGCGUGAAACGUGGAUGGCCACGGGGAAGCUUUUGAAAAGCACAGGAGCUCCGUGACUAGAGACUCGAGUCACAUCACAAACAAAACACAUUCACCAUGUAACUUGUUACCAUUUGUGCCAUCCAUAUUUCUCAUAUCUCAAGCUAUACUCAGACUAUGUGCAGUCUCGGGGCAGAGUUGAAUGAAGGACGGAUUAGUAACCACCAUCCAUUUGCAGAACGGAAAGGAGAAUGGAUUUCAGAUGCACUUAAUAUCGCAGUUGUGUGGGACAAAAACACAUAAUUCAAUGGAAAAGUUGUUAGCCAACCACACAUUCGUUACUUGUAUAUUUAAUGCAUUAUUACUUGUUACCUGGUUUUUUAGAGGUUAUGUGCUGCUAUUUGUUAGUACCAGCAGUGUUAUAACAACAGAAAAUAAAAAAUACUAUUAA